Messenger RNA from Rhizopus microsporus ATCC 52813, 609 nucleotides. Its product is annotated as ribosomal protein L13. Gene Ontology annotation, cellular component: ribosome; cytosolic large ribosomal subunit. Gene Ontology annotation, molecular function: mRNA binding; structural constituent of ribosome. Lineage: Eukaryota; Fungi; Mucoromycota; Mucoromycetes; Mucorales; Rhizopodaceae. The transcript is spliced from 3 exons. Bases 1 to 609 code for a protein of 202 amino acids. The record is from RefSeq and is a predicted model, not a curated record. Gene Ontology annotation, biological process: negative regulation of translation; translation.
AUGUCAACUUUUGAAAAGGUUGUUGUUAUUGACGGUAAGGGUCACCUUCUCGGUCGUCUUGCUUCCAUCAUUGCCAAGCAAGCCCUCAAUGGUCAAAAGGUCGUUGUUGUCCGUUGCGAAGAAUUAAAUGUCUCUGGCGAAUUCUUCCGUAACAAGUUAAAGUACCACGCCUACCUCAACAAGCGUUGUGUCGUUAACCCUCGUCGCGGUCCUUUCCACUUCCGUGCUCCUUCUCGUAUCUUGUACAAGGCUAUCCGUGGUAUGAUUCCCCACAAGACCGCUCGUGGUGCUGCUGCCUUGGACCGCAUCAAGCUUUUCGAAGGUGUUCCUGCUCCUUAUGACCGUGUCAAGCGCAUGGUCGUUCCCGACGCUCUCCGUGUCCUCCGUCUUAAGCCUGGUCGCAAGUACACCACCAUCGGUCGUAUCUCCCACGAAGUUGGAUGGAAGUACCAAGAUGUUGUUGCCAAGCUCGAAGAGAAGCGUAAGGCCAAGUCUGCUGCUUACUACCAACGUAAGGUUGCCCUUGCUGCCAUUCAAAAGAAGGCUGCUGAAGCCAAGGCUGAUGCUGUUAAGGAUGUCAACUCUGCCAUCGCUGCCCUUGGUCAUUAA